AUGACCACUUACUCGACCGACCCGGCCCUUUACAUCUUCACCUCGCUCACUGCCGGCUCCUCCCACAUCGUCACCGCCACCUCGCGCCUCGAGACCAUCCUGCGCGCCAACCGCGUCCCCUUCAAAGCCGUCGACAUUGCCACCGAUGCAAAGGCCCGCAUGCUGUGGGGUCGUCGCGCCGGCAAGGAUGAGGCCGGCCGCGUGAGGAAGCUCCCCGGCCUGGUCCAGGAGGCCAUUGUCCUCGGCGACCUGGUCGAAAUCGAAGACUGGAACGAGUACGGCGAGCUCAAGCAGCACGUCAAAAUCUACUACGACGAACACACAAUCCCCUCCAUCCACGACAAGCCUCCCGAACCGCCCAAGCCCAAGCAGAAAACGGCAGCCAAGCCAAAGGCCGCGCCCGCCGCGCCCGCCGCGCCACCCGCUUCCACACCAAAAGCCUCCUCCGCACAGUCGGCCUCCAGCAAGUCCAAGCCCGCCGAGCAGGACCUCAAGUCGGACCCCGCAAAGGCCUCCGUCCUCACCGUGCGGUCCGUCGCCGACGAGGCCGCCCAAAAGGCCAAGGAACUUCGCCUCCGAACCCUCCGCGAAAAGGUCCACGCAAAGAAGGCCACUCCUGCCGCCUCCGCUGCCUCCGAGAAAUCCGACACCAAGGCAGCCUCCCCCGGCGCCACCGCUGCGCCCACAUCCGACCUACAGUCCCCCACCAGCGGCGCUUGGAAGGGCUUGGCCCCAGCCGCCGACGCCGACGCCGCCACCGCUCCCGAGCCCGUCCAGAGCCCCACGAGCGGACGGUGGUGUCCCCGGCCCGGGCAUCUGACCGCUCCAGCGUCGCAGGCCGCCGAGGCGACGGAGGCCAAGCUUGAAAAGGAGGAGCCCCCCGAGACGGCCAUCAAGGAGGAUCCGAAGCGGGAGGGGGAAGGGGAGCAGAAGGCGGGUAAGAAGGAGGAGGAGUACAAGGCGGAGGGAGGGAACGAGCAGAAGAAGGAGGAGUGCAAGGGAAGGGAGAAGGAGAAGGAGAAGAAGAACGAGAAAGAUAAGGACGAGCACAAGGUGGAGGAGCAGAAGCAAAAGACGGCCAAAAAGGAAGACUCCGUCAGCGCAGGGGACGCACAGCACUCCCAAGACAAGUAA
Molecule: messenger RNA, 1134 nt
Organism: Hirsutella rhossiliensis
Lineage: Eukaryota; Fungi; Ascomycota; Sordariomycetes; Hypocreales; Ophiocordycipitaceae
Product: Thioredoxin-like fold protein
Exons: 3
Coding region: 1-1134 (377 amino acids)
Cellular component (GO): cytoplasm
Source: RefSeq, a predicted model, not a curated record